GUAGAUAUUUUUUGUUUCUCCUUAUGAAGACGCCAUAAUAGCCCGUAACUCAAACCUCGUUCCACACCAAAAGUUAAGAAUCUUUAGUAGUAACCAUGGAAUCUUAUUAUGCAACUCUAGCACUUCCUCACCUUCCAAAUUCUAAUUAUGCCUACCCUUCAUCAAUGCCAAGCAGCAACAAAGUUUACCCGUUUUGGCCUUGCAAGAGAAGGAGCUCUCAAUCCACACGCUUACAGUGCAGUAAGAUGUUUGUACCUGGAUUCGGAGAAGCUUCACCAGAACAAAAGGCUGCUAAUAACCUCCACAAUUUCUUUAACUACACUGCAGUUAAAAUUGUUGCUGCUCAACUUGAGAGCUACAACCCUGAAGCAUACGAAGAGCUAAUGGAAUUUUUGAGUAGACACUCGUUGAAUGAUGGGGACAAAUUCUGUGCUAGUAUGAUGAGAGAAUCAUCAAGACAUAAGAACUUAGCCCUACGCAUAAUGGAAGUGCGAUCCGCAUACUGUAAAAAUGAUUUUGAAUGGGACAACUUGAAGCGCUUAGCUGUUAAGAUGGUUGAUGACUCUAACACGAGGCUCAUGAUGGAUUAUGUGGUAGAAACCACUCCCGUUGAAACUGAGAAGUGAAUAGUCCCAACAACAAUGUACAAGCUUCAUUGCCUCUUAUGGAAUAAGAGACAGAACAUUGUUAACAUAAAUAAACUGUGUGUGUAAUAGAAAAAACUCAUCCAUGGUUCUCAAAUGAAUUGUAUACGGGAGAAAUAGCAAAAUCAUGAAUUAAUAUCGAGUUAGAUCA
Messenger RNA from Arachis stenosperma, 795 nucleotides. RefSeq names its product chaperonin-like RBCX protein 1, chloroplastic. The transcript is spliced from 6 exons. Gene Ontology annotation, molecular function: protein folding chaperone. The record is from RefSeq and is a predicted model, not a curated record. Gene Ontology annotation, biological process: ribulose bisphosphate carboxylase complex assembly. The coding region runs from base 96 to 626 and encodes 176 amino acids. NCBI's taxonomy places the organism in Eukaryota, Viridiplantae, Streptophyta, Magnoliopsida, Fabales, Fabaceae.